Penaeus monodon (black tiger shrimp) is the source of this 159-nucleotide messenger RNA. RefSeq names its product 60S ribosomal protein L38-like (gene RpL38). The record is from RefSeq and is a predicted model, not a curated record. Gene Ontology annotation, cellular component: ribosome; cytosolic large ribosomal subunit. Lineage: Eukaryota; Metazoa; Arthropoda; Malacostraca; Decapoda; Penaeidae. Gene Ontology annotation, biological process: translation; protein-RNA complex assembly. Gene Ontology annotation, molecular function: structural constituent of ribosome.
UUAGGUCACGUUUCUUCGCUCAUUUGACUCUCGCUCAACCCCUCUCGGAGUUCUGCUCUUCUUGCGCUCGAUCUCGCCAAGGGCUGAGAUCCAACAUGCCGAGGCAGAUUAUGGAAAUUAAGGACUUCCUCCUUACCGCGAGGAGGAAGGACGCAAGAU